CUUUAUGCUGAUUGGACUCUAGGUGGAGGGAGUUGACAAUCCUUUUCUAUACAAACCCAAACAAACCCCUCUCACAAACCCAUCACCCCAUUUUCCUCCCAAUUUCUGCUCUCACCACUCUCCUACUUUUCCGAAAAAGAUGAGCAACCAAAAUGGAAGCGAGUCCUCAGCUAAAAAGAAACCAACUCCCAAACUGAAUGAGAGGAUCCUCUCAUCUUUGUCAAGAAGAUCAGUUGCUGCUCACUCCUGGCAUGAUCUCGAGAUUGGACCUGGAGCACCAGAAAUUAUUAAUGUUGUGAUUGAGAUUCCAAAAGGAAGCAAAGUGAAAUAUGAGCUUGACAAGAAAACUGGUCUCAUCAAGGUUGAUCGUAUACUGUAUUCGUCGGUUGUCUAUCCUCACAAUUAUGGUUUCAUUCCUCGAACUCUAUGUGAAGACAAUGACCCUAUGGAUGUCUUAGUCAUUAUGCAGGAACCUGUGGCUCCUGGUUGUUUCCUACGAGCCCGGGCCAUAGGCCUGAUGCCGAUGAUUGAUCAGGGAGAGAGAGAUGAUAAGAUCAUUGCAGUAUGUGCUGAUGACCCUGAGUAUCGCCACUAUACCGACAUCAGCCAGCUCCCACCUCAUCGUCUUGCUGAAAUCCGGCGCUUCUUUGAAGACUAUAAGAAGAACGAGAACAAGGAGGUUGCAGUCGAUGAGUUUUUGCCUUCAGGUACUGCCUUAGAAGCCAUCCAGCACUCCAUGGACCUUUACGCCGAGUACAUCAUGCAUACCUUAAGGAAGUGAAUGAAUUCAAAGGAAAGAUGCACAACUUGUUUUUUAUGAUUUGUCAUUGUAAUUUUGUUUUGUUGAGUUUUGGAUUUUGAGUGAUACUGCACAGAAGAUUUCCGAAGAAACAACUUGUAAUUUGUUACAUGCCAAGGGAAGCAUAGCAUAGCCAAAUGCCAGUUUAUCUUUCGUACUUUGUUCAUCAAAACAAUUUAAUGUUCUGUAAUUCUCAGCCCCCUUUAUGAAAAAGUACCCAUUUUGAACA
Messenger RNA from Salvia hispanica, 1028 nucleotides. Its product is annotated as soluble inorganic pyrophosphatase 1-like. Gene Ontology annotation, cellular component: cytoplasm. Gene Ontology annotation, molecular function: inorganic diphosphate phosphatase activity; magnesium ion binding. The record is from RefSeq and is a predicted model, not a curated record. Gene Ontology annotation, biological process: phosphate-containing compound metabolic process. NCBI's taxonomy places the organism in Eukaryota, Viridiplantae, Streptophyta, Magnoliopsida, Lamiales, Lamiaceae.